AUGACUCAAACAAUUAAUUAUUCUAUUCGUCAUGCAGAUAUUUACAAAUAAUUUAAUUCAAUAGUUUUGCUUAUAAAAUAAUUAAUGAGUUAAUGCCCAGAUCAAGGAUUCAAAUAUUGUGUCUUAGGGUAAUGCGAAAACCUUAAAUUAUGCUUGGAGUAAGUUGCCAUUUCAACAGCCUCUAUUUAGGAACGGCAUGCUCUUUAUUGUUGAUGACAUUGUGUACAUACCAGAUUACAGUGCGAGUGAUAGAGUAGAGGAGAAUUAACAAAAGAAAGCAAGUCUUAUUUUUGAUAAUUCUGGCUGCAAAUAUAUGUAUUGAUAUUAGUUGUAUAGAAUUACUAAAAUAGUUUUUCUGAUAUUCACGAUUAAUAGACAUCUCAUAUUUGCUUAUUUUUUGUGUUAUUACUUUGAUUUAUGCUUUUUGAUUUUUUUAGUUUACUUUUUCACAAAGAAGGCCACAGACCUAAAUGUGUACAAUAAAAGCAAAUCAAAAUUAGUGAGAGGUUGCACAUAUGGAUUGUUUAGUUUGUUUACUAUAAUGUUAUUCAUCAAUCUCAUAGUAUAUUACUUGUGGAACAACCAUUGCAGUUGUAUGUACAAAAUAUUUUAGGACUUAGACAUUACAAUUUUUGUGAUCGAUGUUGUGGAAUUACUCUCAUGCAUUAUCUUCAUAACAGGAGCAUAUUUUCUGAAUUAGAAAAUGAAUGCUUUGAUUAUUGAAUAAAUAAUGUUCACCAAUAGGAUGACCGGUGUAGAGAAGACCCAAUAUAUAAAGACUAGAAAUAUUAAAUUGAAAUUCUGGUAUAGAGAGUAUAUUAAUCAAAUAAGGACUUUGGUUUGUGUGACAGCCUUUGGGUAAAUAAUAUAAUGGGGUUCUGAUCUAAUCUAUUUCCUCUAUGAUGGAUCAAGCGAUUAGAAUAAAUGCGAGUUUUUCAUAAAUGUAAGCUAAUUUGAAUGUCAUUAAGAAUAAUUUGCUGAAUCCUUUGAUUGAUUUGUUUAUUUGUCUCUUUGGAUAUUUCUUGCCCUUAUUCUGCGCUGUGUAUUUGUUUUGGUACAAGAAGAAGAAAAUACAAUAUGUGGUAAGAAUCUCAUGCCCCUUAAAUAGAGGAAUCCUUGGAAGUGGAAAGCUUACCAGAACGUUACUAUCACAAAUUGUUAAACAAGUCGAAUAGCUCGUUCUCGUCUACAUAAUAAAAAUGAAAUAAGAAUCAAAUUAUAUACAACAUUCUGCAAGUUAUAUAAUUAAUAAGUAUCUUCAAUUAAUUAUAUAUAUGUUCAUGAUGAGAGAAGAUAUAAUUUCAUUAAAUAUAUUAAAUAACCAUGUCUUGGGAUGCUUAUGUGACAAAUUUGACAGCCAACGGAGCUCUUGAAUAUGCUGCCAUUAUUGGGUUAGAUGGAAACAUCUGGGCUAGCAAUUUCGGUGUCGCCGUCCUUCCUUCUUAUCAAGCUGAGGUACCAGAUGAAAAGAAUCCAGACGUCGUAUCCAAGGUUGCCUAUGAUGAGAAGUAAGCCUUUGUUCACGCUCUCACACACUAAGGAAACUCUGGAAAUGCAGCUGGAGUUAGAGUCAACAAUCAAAAAUAUUAUACAAUUCAAUUCGAUAAUGAUGCUAAGUCAUGGUUUUUGAAGAAGGUAUAUUUAUAACAUGAUAAUCAAUAGAACAAAGGAGGAGCAUGCGUUGCUUGGUCUAACACAGUCGCCGUCUUUGCUUCAUUCUCCCAAACCAUUAAUGCAGAAAAUGGAGCUCCUUAGAAUGCUGCUGAUUGCAACAAACGUGUCAUUGAAAUGGCAAAGUACCUAGCUGAAUCUGGAUAUUGAGUAGUUAUGUUCACAUUAAACAUAAAUAAAUAUUCGCAAUUAAUCU
Messenger RNA from Paramecium octaurelia, 1867 nucleotides. NCBI's taxonomy places the organism in Eukaryota, Ciliophora, Oligohymenophorea, Peniculida, Parameciidae. The record is from the annotation of a GenBank genome assembly.